Molecule: messenger RNA, 249 nt
Organism: Paramecium pentaurelia
Lineage: Eukaryota; Ciliophora; Oligohymenophorea; Peniculida; Parameciidae
Source: the annotation of a GenBank genome assembly
AUGGCAAGUUCAAUUUUAAAUUUAUUAGCAGGGAUGAGUGUAGGAUUUUACUUAACCUAUAAUGUAGAUGAUGAUACUCAUCAAACAUUUCAUAAAGAGAUUUAUGUUCCAGUCAAAAAUGAAAUGAAGCAAGAUGAUGAGCCUAACUAUUGGACCAGAGUAUUUAAUGUUGCAUCAAAUGGUACAUAAGAAUCUGUAAAAUAUUUGAGAAAGAAAUAUACAAAAGAAAACUAGUAUAAAAAAAAUUGA